Molecule: messenger RNA, 597 nt
Organism: Melampsora larici-populina 98AG31
Lineage: Eukaryota; Fungi; Basidiomycota; Pucciniomycetes; Pucciniales; Melampsoraceae
Exons: 2
Coding region: 1-597 (198 amino acids)
Source: RefSeq, a predicted model, not a curated record
AUGUCCACUCCACAACCGCCUGCCCCACUCCCGAUGUCCAUCACACCGGAAGCUGUACAACAACCAAACCAACGUAAUCCAAAUCUCCAUACCACGCCUAAUCAACCUACUCAUCCCAACUCAGAUCUUCAAUACCCUCACACGUCUAAUCAACCUUCUACUCAAAACAAUUUCAAUCUCCAUCACACCUACGCGCCCAAUCAACCUUACAACCUCCCGUUUCAUAACACAAACGUACAAAAUCCUUACUUCCAGCUUCAUAACCAACAAGUCCAACACGUAUCACCUCCUAACGUCACAGUUAAUAACCCACACUUACAAAAUCCCAACUUCCGCGACUAUAACCAACACAUCCAACCUCCCAACUUCCCGCUUCACAACCAACACAUUGACCAAACCCCUAACUUCGCGUCUCAUAACCAACACAGUCAACCUCUCAACUUCGCGUCUCACAUCCAACACAAUCAAUCUCCUAACUUUGUGUCUCAAAACCAACACAAUCAACCUGCGUAUUGGUACCAUCCACCUGGAGGUUCGCAUCCUCCAACUCAAACUCAAUUUGCGCAAUCUGGCUCUGUCCCAUCUGUCUACUUGUAA